Talaromyces proteolyticus is the source of this 1127-nucleotide messenger RNA. RefSeq lists its product as uncharacterized. Lineage: Eukaryota; Fungi; Ascomycota; Eurotiomycetes; Eurotiales; Trichocomaceae. The transcript has a single exon. The record is from RefSeq and is a predicted model, not a curated record. Bases 202 to 1071 code for a protein of 289 amino acids.
CAGAUAUAAAGCAAUAUCAAAUGAAAUGAAUGCAGUAUCAACUACCAACUAUCACAAAAAUAAUACUAACCCCAAUACAGACUAGCGCAUCGGAGGUUGCGGAGUUACCCGCCUGAUCUAAGAAUAAGCAUCACAAAAGCUAAGCCCAUUCUCCAACAACCUCCAAAGCCUCCCACCGCAGGGUCUUGAAAAGCGAAGAAAAUGUCGCAGAACCGCAAACAACGCCGUGCCGCAGCAGCUGCAGUUAAAAGGGACCAAGAACCCAACAACUUCGAAAUCCCCCUCGCCCGACCCCCCACCGGGUCACACAACACCAAAAAACAAAAUGGCGAAAAAACACUCCUCGAACUAGCUGCGGAGAGACAGGCUGGAUUUGCGACGCCGAGGGUUACAACAAACAAAUCCACAAAAAAAGGCGAGCGGAAAAAUGGAAGUAGUGAUGAGGCGAAAUUAUUCGAUAUGGACGCUACAGAAACACAAUUCAUACAGAUUUCGCCUGACGGCGAGGUAUCGCAGUUCACGCCGGAAGACCCAACAACACAAAAAGAUGGAAAAGAAGAAGAAGAAGAAGGAAACGGAGAAUUGCCGCCUAUAAUCGAUACACUGCUCCUCUCCAUGCCCUUGACAACGCUCCACUUCACACUCGCCUUUCUCGCCGCCCAUCAAUAUGCGCAAACCAUCCAUUUCAAAGAAUUAGCCUACGAAUCGAUGGCCAUUGCCUUCCCCGUGCUGACGUUCUGCAUACAUGUGGCGCAUGGACAUGUCCUUACACUUACGCGAAAGAAACCCAGUCCGAAGAAAUCAAGGGUUCGCGCGGACUCGGUUUGGGAUUUGAUAUUUGGGAAACCAAGUCUAAAAGCGUUUUUCUUCUUGGCUUUGGCAAUCUUUCUAGGCGGGUUUUUGAUUAAGCUGACCAAUGAGGAAGGGUAUUAUGCGGUUAUGAAGAGGGCACCGAGUAUAGGGACUAUGUGGGUGUGGUGUGUGUUGGAGAUGGCGCCGGGGGUAGCCGUUGUAGGUGUGCUGGUGCCUCUGGGGUGGGGGGUUGGGUAUAUGGGGUAUCAAAUUGCAUAAUUUGCAUGGUUGAUAUGAUAUUUGCAUUGUAAAUUUAGGUAUGGAGUUAUUGGAUA